AUGUCGCCUUCUGUUUUGGUUAGAUGCAAACUCCACUUUCCGAUGUUGGGAUAUCUUUUCCUGGAGUUUGACACUUGCGCAAGACAGACAGGUAGCCGGCUGUCUGCUGGGCUGAUUGGCUGGGGAGGCCGCAGCCAAUCAGCGGCCGGGGAGGAGGGGCCUCGCUCUCUUCACACACAACGCCACAGGCAAGCCCUGCCUUCACGAGACCCGUCCCAACUCCCCCCCCGGUCUUCUUUUUUUGCAAUGAUCAUUUCGUUUAAUGACUGGCCGUUUUUCGGAAUGUCCCUAUUAAAUUAAAUUUAUUUGCUUCUGUUGACUCUCGUCGUGCGUCGUUUUAACUUCGUCGAUAACGGCUUCACAUUAGUUUAGCACUUUAAUUAUCUGUUAAUUACUUUUUGGGGUGGAAAAAUAAAUUUUAUCGCGAACAAAUUAAUCACGUGCACCUUGAAUAUGUUGUUGUAGUAAAUCAGGGUAUUGAGUUAUGGCGACGCUGAUAAACUGUCGGUUAUUGCUACGCUUACAGCUUUCUACCAGCAAUUUUCCGAUAUUUUAAAUUGAUAAAAUAUUCGUUUUUGUAUCGUUAAUUCAUGCAUUUUUCGUAUUUUUAUUAAAAUAUUUUUAAAAUUUUUUCAUAUUGAUUAUGAAACUUACUUUAGGCAGCGACAUUCGGGCGUUGGCCGUGUUGCUCCCCAUCUGAAGCUGGAUACUGCCUGGAGCGGUUCCUCCGCUCAUCCCACAGUCACCACGACGGCCUCGUUGCCACGUUCCGGGCCUCAGGCCUCAUCCGAAGGUGUGGCCGCGUUCUUCAACCCCCAGCCCUACUACGCAUGGCCACCGAACUACGCCAGCUCGUCGGCCGCCAUGAUGUACCAGCAGGCAGCUGCGGCAGCCGCACUGAGCUGCUGGCCCGCUGACAUGUCCCAAAAUGGCGGUCAUGCCUCCACCACCACCCAGAACUCGUCCUCCUCCAACUACUGGUCGUUGUCGAACAACCAGCUGCCUGCCAGCAACGCCAACUCUUCGAAUCAGUUGUGUUCUGACGACUCGCCCGCCAUUAACGAGAGCAACGAGAUCGGCGCCGGAACUUCGUCGAAUCCGCAAGGAAACUCGUCGACGGAGGAGAGUCCCAACAAGAAGUUGUACGAAAGUACGACUGCCGCCUCGUUAUUAUACUCCAACCCCAACAACUACAUGAAAAGCAUGUUGGGGGCGGCCGCGCAGUGGGCAAACGACGUGACGUGAGUUUUGCAAAUAUUGAUUAUGUUUUAAGCGGAUAUUGAUUACUAUAUUUUAUCGAUUAAUGUCAUUUUGUUUUAAAAAUUAUUGUUUUUAACUUCUUUUAUAUUUUAAAGUGGUUUUAUGGCUAUUUUAUCACUUAAUUUAGUGCUUUAGAACUACAUAUGAAACAUAAUAUAUUUUGCUGUUAACAUAACGUAAAUCUAGGUUUCCGAGUGCUUAUUCCGGGUUUUCUCAAAGUUCUUCGAGUCAGCUGAGUGCCGAGCGAAGUCCUCAAUUAGGAUCUCAUCCUGUGUUUCCGUGGAUGAAAAUGAGUGGUAAGUACUUUAAUACAUGUUAUAUCUAAAUCAUCUCUUAUCACCGUUUUACAUCCAAAUACUUAACGUGUCUCUUAAGUACUUUACUCACACAUAUCCAUAUCUACAUUAAUCUCAUUUGUCAUAUUGUACAGCCGGCUUUUCGGGGGAUUACGAUAGUUUUAAUUAAAUGCAAGAACAUUGCGGGACGCCGUGCCGUGCUUGAUUUCCAUUCAACCGUGGGCGUACGGUAAUUUUGGGGUGGAGGUCAGCAUAUAAUUGUUGAUUCCAUCUUGACUUCUCGACUACUUGAUGUCAUUGUCGUCCUUGGCUGUUAAUUUAUGCGUUUUUCAAUAUUUUCACCGCCGAUCCCAUAAAACCGGGCCUUAAAGUCCACUUAAUGCCGAUCACUUUUUGUCGUAUGUCACCGGUCGGCGGGUGCCAUAUAAACUUUUAUUGAGUUAAACUUUUGGUAUGUUGAGGUAGACUCAGAGUUUAUAUCAAUCUAGGUUAAUAUUGACUAAAUUUAACGUUUUUAAACAGAAGUAACAAGGCUGAAAGAAUAACAAAUGCUUGCAAAAGGCUUCUAUAGACUUUUUGACCGCUUUUAAAGCAAAACCUGUUUGCUACCUUAAGGUAUAAGUUUAUUUGUAUACAUUAAAAGCCAUUUGAACACAUUUGCACGGCUUUAAACGCCAUUUCAAACGCGUUCAUAUGAUUUGAAAUGUUUUUUUGGUCAUUUGUAACUCUUGACACUGACCUGCAGCUGGGAGUUAUUUAAAGCCGGCCGCAAAGCUUAGUGUGAAAGGCCAUACUAUCAUAUGCCAAUACGAAAAACAUUUUUCAUAAACAUUUUAUAGAAAUAAAAAAAAAACAUUGAACUUAUGUUUUGACGGCAUAAAUUCAUAGCCGGCAAGUUUUCGAAAUUUCAUAGUUAUUGGCUAGCCAUUUUGUGGUUUUGAGGCCAUUUUCAGGCCACUUUUUAGCGUUUCAAAUAAAAUAUAAGCAAUUAAAACAGGUUAAAAGCCAUUUUAUGCUAUUUUUAAAAUUUUAAAAUUUAAAUUUCUGGCGAUUUUUAAAUUUUUUUUGGCUAGCCAUUUCUUCCCAUUCCCAGCCUCUCGACCAGUCGAUGGCGUAAUGAGGACGUAAGGAUUAAAAUGGAGCCCAAAUCGCGCCCUGGGGGCAUAUAAACCGUGUUGGGCGAGACGGGCGUAGUCCUCCCCAAUUGUUGUGCUGAUAUUUCACAGAGAUGAAAGGGAAACGCCGCCUUCGGGUUCGAGCCCACGAAUGAAAUAUGGUUAUGGCCGAAACGGUGGAGCGGCGGCGGUUCAGAAAACAGGCGCUGUUCCCUCUCUAAUACGUUCCCAAAAACUGGGAAGCCGGCUGUCUCCGGGGGUUCGUCAUCCGCAGGAUUCACAUUAUAUUCAGGUAUGAAGCCGGGCGAAUCCAAACGCACCAGACAGACCUACACGCGGAAGCAGACGCUGGAGCUGGAGAAGGAGUUCUACUACAAUAAGUACCUCACCAGGAACCGACGACAACAGAUCUCAGAAGCUUUGCAACUCAGUGAACGACAGGUAACUACAUGAAACAUAACACAUACAUAGACAUCUUAAAGUUACAACAACUGUUAAUGUUGUUGUGUUAUCUAAAGUAAUAUUGAAGACACGAGACAAAACACAAUUACUAAAGCAGCAAAGCUUAUUUUUAAACCAUUUCACAGUAAACUUUGAAAAUAACUUUUAUAGUUUACUGUAAAAUAAGUCCGAGAACUUUUGAAGCACUAGAUGUAAGAAAACCUCACCUAAAUACAGACUUGAAAAUGACAGUUUUAAGUAAUUAAUGUUACAACUAAGGUUAUUCUUCCUUAGAUCUUUUUACAAACUUUUUAUACAAUAAGGUAUACUGUAACCACUUCUUUAUUGAUUUAUAAAAAGUAGGCAAUCUAACUUUGAUUGCUUUUUUAACAAUUUUAAUUACAAUUUUAUGGCCAAAUUCAACAUUUAAAAUGAAUUUAGUUAAUUAACAGAUCAUUAUGGUAAUUUAUUUGGUCAAGACUACUGUAGUUUUUGAUUAAUGGGCUUUUGUUACAAUUUAAUUAGACGUUACAUUAGAAGGGUUACGGUAUAUUUUGAUCUCAUUUUUUAAGUUUUUUGUAGUUUAGAAGGUUUUUUUAUAAAAAAAUAUAAUAUAAAGUUACGUAAGCCAAUGACUAAUAUAAGCAAAGGUACAAUAAAUAAACAAUAGGUUUAUGAAUUUGCUUGUUGUUUCAGUUUAGACUUGUUAUUAGGGACAAUACAUGUUGCAAAAUGUUAAGCUAACUUCAUUCUGACACUUUGACAGUAUUAUUAGGUUGUUCGGAAAGUUCUGAGCCAAAAUAUUUCAUUUUGAAAAAAGAAGUAGACAAAAAAGGAUGAAAAGAAUAAUAUAAAACAUUUUGUAGUAAACUAUUAGUAGCCUGUUAAUUAAAAAAAGUAUUUUGAAGGUGUGUCAAAAAUUGAAUUUGUGCCAAUUUUUUAAAAUUAUCGCUUGGCUCAGCACUUUCCGGACAAGUUAAUAUCUUAUCGUAUUAACAGCUUUUUCAAUUGAAGAUCUUUGUUUCUAGUUUUGUUUUUCAAUCCAAGUAGCAACUUAUGUUAGGUUGUUCAAAUAAUUCUGUGCUCCCUUUCUAAGCGAAAUUAUUGGAGUUAGGGGCACAGAAUUAUUUGAACAACCUAAUAUUUGUAAAUAAUACUUUUCAUUAUAAAUGUAACUUAUAUUUGUGAGUAUGAUUUGAUUUUUUAAAUAUAAAAUGCAAAACUCUACUUUACUGCAGCGCUAGCCAUUACUGUAUUCUCCAGCCAGAGCGUUAGUACUGUAACAAGCCACUGUUUGCAAAUUUUAUGCGUUUAAACCCCAUUUAACCAACGCACGUUUUGUAUAAUUUUAGGAGAUAGUUAAGGUCUAUUAUGCGUAAUAUUAUUCGACCAACUGAAUAAAAUUUAAUGGUCUCUACUUUAUACAAUUUAUGGUAAUGGGCGGACGUCUUAAAGCGGGCCAAUUUUAAGACGAAACCGGCGUUUGAUCAUAAGCUAGAUUAAUAUUGUCAUCUAAUGAGCUGUGAGGGAUGAUGUGUAUAUGAAACAGUACUGUAACAUGGAUUUUAAAAUUUAAAAGUAGCUUUUAUUGUAAUUGCUUCAAAAGAUCUCGGACAGUUUGUGCAGAAAAUCAAUUUUAAUAUACAGUAACCUUAAGUAACCAGAAUUUUCGUAAAAUUCAAAAAUACAAACUUAAUUUUCGUAUUUUACCGUAAAACGGAAUCGUAUCUCGUAACACACCUAAAAUUACACUUUCAAUGCCAUUACUCCCUAAUUACAUCGUACUUUGUGGUGGUGUCACGUACUCAGAUACGAUUGUCGUUAGCGUUAAUGAGCAGCCUCCCACAACGCCUCAGGGGAUUUGUUUUCAGGUGAAAAUCUGGUUUCAAAACCGUCGCAUGAAAUACAAAAAAGAAUUCAAAACGGAGAACGACAGUGGCCCUGAGGACAACUGA
Bursaphelenchus okinawaensis is the source of this 5067-nucleotide messenger RNA. The record is from the annotation of a GenBank genome assembly. NCBI's taxonomy places the organism in Eukaryota, Metazoa, Nematoda, Chromadorea, Rhabditida, Aphelenchoididae.